Molecule: messenger RNA, 225 nt
Organism: Racocetra fulgida
Lineage: Eukaryota; Fungi; Glomeromycota; Glomeromycetes; Diversisporales; Gigasporaceae
Source: the annotation of a GenBank genome assembly
CUUCAUCAGUUAAUCCUGUCACAAAUAAUGACAAUACUAAUAAUGAUCUUUUUUUUGAAGAAUUUGAAGAAGAAUUCUUACAAAUUAGCAUUGAGGCGAUAGAUUUUCCUAUGAAUGGAGAUUCAGUAUUAGAAAGUUUUUUUGAUAUCAGUGUUUUUGAACAAAUCCAAAAACGAAGUGAAGAAAAUUUACCUGUUUCUUCACAAAUGUCUCCCAGUACUGAAG